AAAAACAUAGAAAAUUUAUCCUGCACAUGAUCUCAUUCUCUAUUUAGUAGGGGUAUAUUUGUAAAUUCAAAGCCCUGCUUCAUGAACGCAUUGAGUCUCAGUGCCAGCUGGUGGUCCCGGUGGUGCUCCUCCCCUUGUAUCCACCGUGUACCCAAACGUAGCUCUGGUUCAAGAUCUUCCGGUCUGAAUAACGACACGUGAGUAGCCCCUACGAGAUCUUAUCUAACUGCCCCACAGGGAAGCGCAGGGCCCACUAACCCGUCGUCCAAUCACCCUCGCUGAUCCGAAAGCUCGGCUGGGAAGUUCGACUUGGGUUUUGGUGGGUCUUUCUGCUCGCGCCGUCGCUUCUCCACAAAUAAAAUGAUUAAAUAACCCGUCGUCCUUCCUUGCUGCUUUUUUUCUAAUCUCAAGUUUGCUUUGAGGAGUGAGGGGGGAGAGAGAGAGAAGGAAGUGUACGGACAUGGUGAUGGAAGUAGUAGGAGGAGGAGAAACAGCAGCGUACAGCCCGCGCACUGUGGAGGAGGUUUUCACCGACUUCAAGGGCCGUCGUGCUGCCUUGAUCAAAGCUCUCACCACUGAUGUUGAGGAUUUUUACCAGCAUUGCGAUCCUGACAAGGAGAAUCUUUGUUUGUAUGGAUUCCCGAAUGAAGAAUGGGAAGUUAAUCUACCUGCUGAAGAAGUUCCUCCCGAGCUCCCGGAACCUGCUUUGGGCAUCAACUUUGCCAGAGAUGGAAUGCAAGAAAGAGACUGGUUGUCCCUGGUAGCUGUGCACAGUGAUGCAUGGUUGCUUUCAGUGGCCUUAUACUUUGGUGCCAUAUUCGGUUUUGACAAGACUGAAAGGGAACGUCUCUUCAAUAUGAUGAAUGAUCUGCCAUCUAUCUUCGAGGUUACGGCAGUCAUCGCAAAGAGACAGUCAAAGGAGAAGUCAUCAGUUUCAAAUAAUAGCAUCCAUAGGCCUAAGUCAAGCUCUAAAGGGAGAGGCUCUGAAUCGGUCAAAUAUGCAAAAGUGACGCCAAAGAAUGAGGACGAGGGCCUGGAUGAGGAAGAUGAUGAUGAUGAGCACGGCAAGACUGUCUGUGGUGCAUGCGGGGGGAGCUAUGCUGCUGAUGAAUUUUGGAUUUGCUGCGACAUAUGUGAGAAGUGGUUCCAUGGAAAAUGCGUGAAGAUCACUCCUGCCAGAGCCGAGCACAUCAAGCACUACAAGUGCCCGUCAUGCAGCAACAAGAGAGUCCGGCCUUGAAAUUACAAGAUGGGGUUUGUCCGUCCGCCCCUCUUGUAAUUAGGUCGUGUUGGAUAGAGCUAAGCUAACUAUUUAGUAAAAGUUUACGGCGAAUGAGCCAUGGUGGCAUAACCCUUCUACUUAGUACUUUGUUCUUCGGGACCUUGUUACUCGGAUGAUGAUAAUGUAUCGUGAUUGGUAGGAUCUAUAAAGCGCAAUGCUAUGACUGUUUUAUGCA
Messenger RNA from Pyrus x bretschneideri (Chinese white pear), 1457 nucleotides. Its product is annotated as PHD finger protein ALFIN-LIKE 4. Gene Ontology annotation, cellular component: nucleus. NCBI's taxonomy places the organism in Eukaryota, Viridiplantae, Streptophyta, Magnoliopsida, Rosales, Rosaceae. Bases 461 to 1240 code for a protein of 259 amino acids. The transcript has 5 exons. Gene Ontology annotation, molecular function: transcription cis-regulatory region binding; histone binding; transcription coregulator activity. Gene Ontology annotation, biological process: regulation of DNA-templated transcription. The record is from RefSeq and is a predicted model, not a curated record.